CACAGUUAGCUAAAGAGCCAGUGGUUUAUCACGAUCUUUAGCACUCUAACUAAUGUCUCUUUCUCCUAUUCAAUCAACUUCUUUUCUGUGCCUAUAUAUUCAUCUUUGGCCCCAAAUUUUCAAACAUCAUCUUCAGAAUUAUCAAAUCCUAGUAUCAAAAAAUCAGAAACCAAAAGCAAGGUUUCUUGUUACUAAAACCAAAGCAAAAUAAAAGAGCUUUUAGAAGAAAGAAAACCAAAUAUCAUGAGUUCAAGCAGGAGAGCGUGGAUAAUAGCAGCGAGUGUUGGAGCAGUGGAAGCUUUAAAAGAUCAAGGUUUCUGUAGGUGGAAUUACCCUUUGAGGUCCUUCGCUCAGCACACAAAGAAUAACAUGAGAUCUUACUCUCAAGCUAAGAAGCUUUCUACUUCUUCUUCCUCACUGAUUGCAAGUAGCGACAAGGCAAAGCAAUCUGAAGAAUCUUUCAGGAAAGUUAUGUACUUGAGCUGUUGGGGUUCCAAUUAACUGAUCUUUGUUAGAGAAACCUCGUUUCUCAUUUUUGUAGGGCCGAACUAAAGAGGAAAAAUGUAUAGUUGUGGUUGUAAAUAUGCCACCUCAAGAGAAGCAUGUAUAUUAUUUCGAAGGAUGAGAAAUAAAAUUACUAAGAAAUACUGUUGAUAUUC
Messenger RNA from Nicotiana attenuata, 659 nucleotides. RefSeq lists its product as uncharacterized. Lineage: Eukaryota; Viridiplantae; Streptophyta; Magnoliopsida; Solanales; Solanaceae. The record is from RefSeq and is a predicted model, not a curated record. The transcript has a single exon. The coding region runs from base 244 to 501 and encodes 85 amino acids.